Adineta ricciae is the source of this 990-nucleotide messenger RNA. NCBI's taxonomy places the organism in Eukaryota, Metazoa, Rotifera, Eurotatoria, Adinetida, Adinetidae. The record is from the annotation of a GenBank genome assembly.
AUGUUUUUCCCAACGUUCCAAAAACUUGUACAAAACGAAAAAGUCCGAGAAGUUAUUCCAUUGACACAUGCUAUACCGCACCGUAUCGAAUUUGAAGAAGAUCUCUGGCAUAUUCCGCAUCGUCAUUUAACAAUCCAAUACCAUAUAGGUAAUGGUGAAUUCGGAGAAGUUUGGCGUGCACUUUGGAAAAACGGAAAUCGAUCAAUACCUGUCGCAGUGAAAAAAUUACAUAAACGACGACAAGAUAUCUCAAGCUUAAAGAGUUAUAAUCAAGAGAUAGAAGCAAUGAAAACCUUACGAAAUAAUUAUAUUGUAUCUCUCUUCGGUGUGGCACAUGAUCUUCAAACAAACGAAAUCUUACUCGUAACAGAACUAAUGGGAAACGGAGAUUUAAAAAAUUGGUUAGAAGAUAGUAUCGACGUCCCAGAAGAGAAACUUGUCAUCUCGUUCGCAUAUGAUAUCUGUCGUGGAAUGACAUUUCUUGAACAGCAGUUACGUGUACAUCGAGAUUUAGCUUGCCGAAAUAUUUUAUUAGGCAACGAAGGUCGAACGGUGAAGAUUGCUGAUUUUGGUUUAUCAACGCGUAUUAGUAAUGACAAUUCGAUUCAAAAAAACGAAAUUUAUUAUCAACGAUUGCCUAUACGAUGGACGGCACCUGAAGUUCUUGCCGAUCAAAAAGUUUAUUCAAUUAAAUCCGACGUUUGGUCAUUCGGAAUCGUUUUAAUUGAAAUUUGGCUAAAAGGUGCUGAUCCUUAUCCUUAUGAGAAAGAUUUUUCAUCGAUUCGUGCACUCGUUCGGGGUGGAUAUGUCCAUAGUAAACCAGCGAAAUGCUCGAAUCAAUUUUACAACCGUUUUAUCCUUCCAUGUUUAUCUUUCGAUCCGAAACAACGACCAAACUUCAAAGCAUUGGUCGAGUUGUUAAGACAAUGGCAUCGAGAGAAGGAGUCAUAUGAACUUUUAAAUAGUUCGUAUGUUGAAUUUUGUUCGUAG